AAGUCUCCUCAUUCUAUACGAGGCGUCAGUCUAUGUAUAAAGUCGGAAGAAGGAACGUGGAAUCCGCGAAACCCACUUAGAACCUCGUAUAUUGCUCAAACGGCGAUAGGAGCACGCGUCCACUCGCUCGAAUUCCACACGCAGGCCUAACCGUGCGGUACUUCCACUGACCAGCUCGCGAGUCCUCGUGAGAGUCAUCCUUGAACACGCGUUCCUGGUCGAGCCACUGCGCGGGUCUAUCCCGCCUUCAGGUUCGAGACAUCUCUUGUGUCCUUCGUUCCACGAAGAUCACCACGACCGAAGUCAUCCGCAACCGUCGACACACGGUGGCUUGCCCUAGAAGAAAAUAACGGAGACGUGUCAACCGAGGAAAACGAGAGAAGACCACUUGGUGGAAGAAGAUACUCACGAGGAAAGGCUGCGUUUUCUCGUCCUUCAGCGCGUUGUCCUAGGAUCCUUCGAACCGAGUAUCGAGUCGACAGCAACCCGCACGACAUCGAAAAUGGUGAAAUUAGUUGUGACGUUACUUGCGGUCUUCUGCAUCGUGAACUUCGUCGACAGCGCGGCUGUCAAAUCGGAGGAGUUUGCCGAGCAACUUCGUCGUAUCGUCCACGACGCCUAUCCAGACAGCCUGAGGAUCCAAAGGGCGACAGAAAGCGGAAGAGACAGUUCUAAACGCAACUGCUAUGACACCCCGUGCGGCUGGAAUGCUUAUAAUCCCCAAACUCGUCAGACCACGAUCUUUAUGCCAAACACGUGCAAGUGCCCAGACGAGACAUACAAAUGUGUCCGGACGGGGGAGAACGUGUCGAUGGGGGCUUACGUAUAUCACUGCCGCCAAAACGUAACAGCGACAUUAAACUAUGAUUCACCCUACGAUAUGGACUCGGAUUACCUCAGUUAAAACAUCGUCAAUGGCGACAUUGGCAACUAUAUCUCACACCGUCGAACGAACCGAUUCCUACUUACCUCCUGGUCUCGAGAACGGAGAUUACUCGCUCUUUAUUGGUCGGUAUUUCACUCGAAAUAUUUCCUCUUCCACCAUCUCCUCGCGCCAUUCGUUUACGGGAAAAAUGGCCAAUAACGAUGCAAA
Molecule: messenger RNA, 1093 nt
Organism: Hylaeus anthracinus
Lineage: Eukaryota; Metazoa; Arthropoda; Insecta; Hymenoptera; Colletidae
Exons: 3
Coding region: 503-904 (133 amino acids)
Source: RefSeq, a predicted model, not a curated record